AUGACCCCCCGGCGUUGUCUCCGGCUUGCAUGCACGGGCAUAUCUGCUCUACUGCCGCCGUCUAGCUUUCUCGCGCUUCACUAUGCAUAUUUUAUCGUAGUUUCCUUGAUCAGCAGCCUCAUCUUUUGGGGGGUGUCGAAUCCUUCCCGGAGCGUUUCGUACACUGAUUCUCUGUUUAUGUGCGUCAGUGCUAUUACAGGUGCUGGGUUGAAUAGCGUUGAGGCGUCCACAUUAAGCACUUUCCAGCAGGUUAUUAUGUUUGUGCUUCUUAUGCUAGGACAUGCCAUCCUCAUCUCGAUCACGGUACUUCAUGUUCGGAAGAGAGCUUUUCAGCAUAAAUUCAAGGGGAUAUCCCAUGCUCUCGCGCGACGGCCAGCUCAGGAAGCGCCCGCGCCUAAUUUGCAAUCGGACGUUCCUCUUGAAGAGAGAACCGAUACCAAGGGUUAUCUGUCAGCAAAUACUCUUCCCCUGGAGAGUUCAAGCCGUUCCACGAUCAGGAUUGAUGCGCAGCCUACGGACACUAACCAUCACGGUAUCUCCCGCGAUCGUUCAGCACCUGCUUCACCCAAGAACGGUAUCGACGCACCAUUGGACUUGAAUUACCAAGAGUAUGGGGCUAGGGAUAGCUACAACUCGUUGAACAAAGCUCAGUUUAUGCCCUCCAUGGGACUCUGGCGAGGAACUCAGAAAUAUUUUGAGUCAAAGGGGCUCAUUUCGCGAAACUCUCAGUUUCACGGAUUGACCCCGGAAGAAAGGGAGAGACUCCAAGGGGUUGAGUACAAGGCUGUUUCGUUCUUAUCGGUCAUUGUUCCACUGUACUGGCUGUCUUUCCUGUGCUGCGGGAUCAUGAGCAUGGGAAUAUGGUUAGAAGUCAAUAAACCGCAAAUUCCUCGAGACAACGGCCUGUCACCAUUCUGGACGGGUGCAUUUUUUGCGGUUUCUGCGUUCGUGAACAGUGGUAUGGGAAUUCUGGAUGCCAAUAUGACAGCCUUACAAACAGAUGCUUACCCCGUCAUCACGAUGGGACUUUUGAUUCUCGCCGGGAAUACCCUUUAUCCUUGUUUUUUGCGCCUCAUCAUUUGGUGUAUGAGGCGAUCAAUGCCGGAUCUACCAGCAUGGAAAUCAUGGAGAGUUACGUUGGAUUUCAUUCUCGACCAUCCCCGAAGGGUGUACACAAACCUUUUUCCGGCUCGCCAUACAUGGUACCUGCUGGCAACCGUUAUCAUCUUCAAUGGUAUUGAUUGGGCCGGCUUUGAGGUUUUGGCCAUCGGGAAUAAAGAGAUUGAGGGCCUACCAACUGGAUACCGAAUUCUCGAUGGCCUCUUUCAGGCGCUAGCUGUUCGCGCGGGAGGAUUCUCUGUCGUCACAAUUUCCGACCUACGUCAGGGAUUGCUUGUCCUAUACGUUCUCAUGAUGGUGGGGAUUCCUUUGGAUGCGUAUUUCUACGAUAUAAACCAGCUAACAUGA
Messenger RNA from Aspergillus puulaauensis, 1467 nucleotides. RefSeq lists its product as uncharacterized. Gene Ontology annotation, cellular component: plasma membrane. Lineage: Eukaryota; Fungi; Ascomycota; Eurotiomycetes; Eurotiales; Aspergillaceae. The record is from RefSeq and is a predicted model, not a curated record. Gene Ontology annotation, biological process: intracellular potassium ion homeostasis; potassium ion import across plasma membrane. The transcript is spliced from 7 exons. The coding region runs from base 1 to 1467 and encodes 488 amino acids. Gene Ontology annotation, molecular function: high-affinity potassium ion transmembrane transporter activity.